UUGAGAGCGAGGAAGAGGGAAGAAUGUCGUACCUGCUGCCGCACCUGCAUUCAGGAUGGGCGGUGGAUCAGGCCAUUCUCACAGAAGAAGAGCGCGUCGUCAUCAUCCGCUUCGGCCACGACUGGGACGACACUUGCAUACAGGGCUAGCAGCUUUGAGCAAUCAAUUUUGCUACUGAAUCAAUUUUGCUAUUGAAUCAUAUGGUCCGGGGUUGGCCCCAAAGUACACAAUGGGCCGGGCCUCGUUUUCUUGUUGGUUUAUAUCCGGCCCGCUCGGGAUUGCAAUUUCCGGAAGAUCAACUUACUGGAGAGGAGAGGAGGACUGAGUAGGCCAAAGCUGCGGGGAUGUCGUACUUGCUGCCGCACUUACACUCAGGGUGGGCCGUCGACCAGGCCAUCCUCGCCGAGGAAGAGCGUCUCGUGGUCAUCCGAUUCGGCCACGAUUGGGAUGAGACCUGCAUGCAGAUGGAUGAAGUGUUGUCCUCUGUCGCUGAUACGUUGAAGAACUUUGCGGUGAUAUACCUGGUGGACAUCUCUGAGGUGCCUGAUUUCAACACAAUGUACGAGCUGUACGAUCCGUCGACAGUUAUGUUCUUCUUCAGGAACAAGCACAUCAUGAUCGACCUUGGCACUGGAAACAACAACAAGAUCAACUGGGCUCUCAAGGACAAGCAGGAGUUUGUCGACAUUGUGGAGACGGUGUAUCGUGGAGCGAGGAAGGGACGUGGUCUCGUCAUUGCUCCUAAGGACUACUCCACCAAGUACCGGUACUAGAAGAGUUCUUCAGAAGGAACUGUGGAAUGUUAUCUGGACCAGGUGAUACUGGAUGAUUCCUCAAAUGCUGUUACACAGCACUGCCAAAUAUUGCUACUGAUGUAUUGUCGCAUGUAAGAAUUUGAACCAAGAUGGAAUGGUGUAAUGAUGUCAUUUCAUUCUUAUGUUGCCUACCUUUUCAUCCUCCUAGCUGGAAUGGUGGAACCAUAUAUCAUUAAGAACAAGAUGAACUGUAUCAGUACCACGACUCGUCGUGGUAAUAUAUGUCUACUUAUGAAGUCUUGUUCUUAGUCACCUGAUUUGAUCAGACCUCUGAUAACUUCCCAAUUCACAAGU
This is a messenger RNA of Linum tenue, 1109 nucleotides long. The record is from the annotation of a GenBank genome assembly. Lineage: Eukaryota; Viridiplantae; Streptophyta; Magnoliopsida; Malpighiales; Linaceae.